This is a messenger RNA of Aspergillus campestris IBT 28561, 1035 nucleotides long. Its product is annotated as D-isomer specific 2-hydroxyacid dehydrogenase family protein. The record is from RefSeq and is a predicted model, not a curated record. The coding region runs from base 1 to 1035 and encodes 344 amino acids. The transcript is spliced from 2 exons. Gene Ontology annotation, molecular function: NAD binding; oxidoreductase activity, acting on the CH-OH group of donors, NAD or NADP as acceptor. NCBI's taxonomy places the organism in Eukaryota, Fungi, Ascomycota, Eurotiomycetes, Eurotiales, Aspergillaceae.
AUGGACCCCUCACCCUCCAAGAACCAUCACCACAUUGUCUACCUCCAGGGAGAUUUCAUCCAAACCCCCGAUUUUCAGCUUCCGGACCCACAUUCGUACACCAGCACGAUCUACCCCCAAACGACACUCGCGGAAGUGCACGAUCGGAUCCACGAUGCCUCCAUUAUUGUGCUCUCCGCCCUGAGGCUGGACGCCACCGCACUGUCUCCGGAAGUGUCCCCAAACCUGAAGCUCAUUGUCGCCGUAGCCACGGGCUACGAUUGCAUCGACCUGGACGCGUGCCGCGCAAGAGGCAUUGUCGUGUGCAAUACCCCUAAUUGCAAUGUGGAGGCUGUAUCCGAACAUGCUAUUGGACUGUAUUUCACCACGCGGCGGAAGAUGCUCGACCUGCAUACCUUGACGAGGGCCGGGGAAUGGCCCCGAAAAAGGACACUGAUGUUCCAGAUGCUCGACAGGAAUAAGGCACCCCCGCUAUCUUGCCAGGACGAGGUUGCUGGGAUUAUUGGGAAUGGAGGCGUUGGGAAAAAAAUCGCCGCGAUCGCACGCAACCUGGGAAUGAAGGUUCUGAUUUCUGGGCGCAAAAGCACAAAUGGGUCUGAUGUACCCACCCAGACUCACAAUGGACAACCCGAGAGACUCCCAUUCGACACGGUGAUCAAGCAGAGCACCGUACUCUUCCUAGCCGUGCCGCUGAUGGAUUCUACCCGGAAUCUUCUCUCCACCGCUGAAUUCGAGGCCAUGUCACCACGGACCAUCAUCGUCAAUGUCUCCCGUGGGGGCAUUGUCGACGAAGAGGCGCUUGUUCAGGCUUUGCACGAGGGCCAGAUUGCUGGCGCGGCCACCGACGUGUUUGGACAAGAACCUGCUGGACCGGAAAAUUCGCCUCUCCUUGCGGAGGACACCAAGGAUCUUAAUUUGGUUGUCACUCCUCACCUUGCUUGGCUGGCACAGAAGACAUUGGACAACUACUCAGCGACACUGAAAAGGGCAGUCGAAGGAUGGUGUGCGGGACAGCCGAUUAAUGUCGUCGUGUGA